Messenger RNA from Triticum dicoccoides, 989 nucleotides. RefSeq lists its product as uncharacterized. NCBI's taxonomy places the organism in Eukaryota, Viridiplantae, Streptophyta, Magnoliopsida, Poales, Poaceae. Gene Ontology annotation, biological process: regulation of DNA-templated transcription. The record is from RefSeq and is a predicted model, not a curated record. The coding region runs from base 180 to 671 and encodes 163 amino acids. The transcript has 4 exons.
CCGUGGCCGGAGCUCGCCCUUCUUCCGGCCGCCGCGCGCAUUCGAAUCGAAUUGGUCCCCUCGGCCGCGCCCGCGGUCUGUUUACUUAAUUUUAAUCCAUCCACUCGUUUUCGUGCCCCAAUCCUGCCCACCCAGCUUCCUCCCCUCCCCUCCCCGGGGCCGCCUCGUUCCGAGGCAGUAUGAUGAGGCCGUGGCGGCGUCGGCAUGCGGAGAUCCUCAACAUUCAUCGAGGCAACGGAGCUACUAUGCCUGGAGCAGAUGAGGCGUUUCCGGCAGAGUCGAGAACGACGCUGUUCUUUGGGGCUGUGACAUCUAAAUCGGAGCCGCUGACCUUUGAAGAGUCCCUCAGAUUUGUCAAGAAAGUGAAGGCUCGCAACUACAUGCUGUACCUGUCGCUGUUCGACAUCCUGGGCAGGACGGAGCUGUCCCAGCUGGAGGCCUACCAAACACUGCAGCUGCUGUUCCGCGACCACCCGGACCUGCACGAAGGGCUCGAGAAGUUCAGGCCCCCGAUGCCCACGAAGCACGCCGCGGCGAACAGCAACCUCUGGCCGUGGGUUUUCGCGUGCGCCGCCGUCCCGCUGGUCGCAAUGAGCCUGAUCCCGGCGCUGGGGAACCCGGUGCUGUGGCUCGUCCAGCAGACGCUCGGCGAGAAGAUGAGGGCUGCGUGAUUCGAGUCCGAUUCCAUUCGGCCACUAGAGUUGCAGGGCAUGUUGCUCCUCGGCUGGCCGCUAGGUUUAUCAAUCCCGUCAACCAAUAAUGUAAUUAAUUGACACAUGGUCGUGUGUGUGUGUGUGGCUGGUGUAUAUAUAGUUAGAACAAGCAAAGAACAUCAUCAUUGGAUGGGAUGGGAGGAAAUUCAGGGUUUAUUGUGCUACACAGUAUCAGGUAGGCACUGGGAAGAAAGAAAUUUGGUCACAGACCUGCAGGUCAGGUCUUUGCAACACCCAGUUAUGCUCUCCAAUGCUGGGUCGAACUUGGCUUGCUUA